Molecule: messenger RNA, 1800 nt
Organism: Miscanthus lutarioriparius
Lineage: Eukaryota; Viridiplantae; Streptophyta; Magnoliopsida; Poales; Poaceae
Source: the annotation of a GenBank genome assembly
AUGGCCUGCUCUGGACCGCUGCCUCUCCGGUGUGCCCGCAGCGUCAGCCUUCCCUUCCCCGCUCCUUGCCACCGCAGAGCGCCCGGCCGAACCGUGACACGCCGUCCGUCGCCUGUCCGUGGGCCGGUCCCUUGCGAGCGUGUGCGCACCCCCUCGGCCCUACGCUACAGACCCUCUGUGUUUCCCCCGCCCCGCCACAUCGCUGCCGGGCGUCAGUGCAUCGAAGUGACCCAGUCAUCGAAAGUCUCCUUAAUUUCCGAGGAUCUGUGCAUUGGAUGUGGUAUUUGUGUGAAGGUGUGCCCAUUUAAUGCUAUUCAAAUUAUAAACUUGCCAAGGGAACUUGACAAGGAGACAACACAUCGCUAUGGACCAAAUUCCUUCAAACUUCACAGGUUGCCGGUUCCAAGGCCUGGGAAAGUUUUGGGCUUAGUAGGGACAAACGGUAUUGGGAAGUCAACUGCACUUAAUAUUCUGGCUGGAAAGUUGAAGCCUAACCUGGGUAAAUUCAUGGAUCCACCAAAUUGGGAUGACAUACUGAAGCACUUUCAUGGAAAAGAACUUCAGAAAUACUUUACCCGUUUUUUGGAAGACAAAAUGAAGACAAUUAUUAAACCUCAGUACGUCGAGCAUAUUGCAAAAUCUGUUGAAGGGACAGUUGGCGACAAGCUUAAUAAGAUAGGCAAGAGACAAGCCAAAGAUACUUUGUGUGAUAUUCUCGACCUGAAUCAAGUAAUGGACCGAAAUGUAUCAGAUCUAUCUGGUGGCGAGCUUCAGAGAUUUGCAAUAGCUGCUCGGGCUAUGGAAGAUGCAGAUGUUUAUAUGUUCGAUGAGCCAUCCUGCUAUCUUGAUGUCAAACAAAAGCUGAAAGCUGCACAAGUUAUUCGCUCAUUACUUCAGCCCAAGAACUAUGUAAUUGUUGUGGAGCAUGAUCUUAGCAUUCUUGACUACUUGUCAGACUACAUAUGUUGUCUUUAUGGGAGUCCAGGAGCAUAUGGUGUUGUCACUUUACCCUUUUCAGUUAGGGAAGGAAUCAAUAUUUUCCUGAAUGGCUUUAUCCCAACAGAAAAUAUGUGCUUCCGUGAGGAGAAACUUACAUUUAGAGUUACUGAGUCUGCUGAGGAGAUAACGGAGGGUGAGACUUACCAAAGCUACAAAUAUCCUACCAUGAAGAAAACAAGAUCUGGCUUCAAGCUAUCGGUCAUGAAAGGAAGCUUUAAUGAUUCCCAAAUAAUUGUACUGCUCGGAGAAAAUGGUACUGGGAAGACAACAUUUAUCCGUAUGCUGGCAGGACAAGUGAAGCCAGACAGAGUGGGUGAUGAAGAAGUUGAUAUGCCAGCAUAUAGUGUCUCAUACAAACCUCAGCAACUGAUACCCAAAAUUAGCACUACCGUGAGAGAGCUUCUACACAGGAAAAUACCUGGAUCUUGCACCGAUGCACAGUUCAGAUCUGAUGUCAUGAAACCACUGAAAAUUGAAGAACUCAUGGACAGGAAGGUUGAAAACUUUUCUGGUGGGGGGCUACAAAGGGUUGCACUUUGUCUUUGUCUUGGAAAGGCUGCUGAUAUUUACCUCAUCGAUGAACCAAGUGCCCAUCUUGAUUCAGAGCAGCGCCUUCUUGCAGCAAAGGUCAUCAAAAGGGCAUGUUUUGGAGCUUGCAAACAUGAAGUCUACGAACCGUCAAUUCAUCUCUUUGCGUCUGCCAGUGCUUUCGGGCUCUACGCGCUUGCAGGCAUGAAUUCUCUAAAGGAUUGGAAACUGAAACCUUGGCAAAGUAUUAUAGCUUCGGAGGUUCUGAUCUAA